GGCCCGGCAGACCAAGCGACAGACGUGUUUGUUGACAUUGGCAGUGCACUGCUGCGGUGUGGUGCGGUGCGACCAAAAUGGAGCUCUCAUCGUUUUCCAAGUGGAGGCUUUGGAUAGUGUCGACGGUGUUCGGCACACCGAUGCCAGACCCGCCAGAGGUUGAGAUCAGCAGCUAUGAGGUACCCUCGGGCCCCAUGGAAGUUUGGACCGUGCACACCGUCGAGGGAUGCCGACGCGGGAUUAAAGAAUUACUCAGGCGGCUGCGACGAACCGGGACUUCCCACGUCGGACUGGACGCCGAGUGGAAUCCCCGUGGCCGGUGGAAGGUCGCCCUGCUUCAGCUGGCCACAAUGGACGGCUUCUGCCUGCUGAUCCAGCUGCACCGCAUGACAGGCUGUGUGCCAAAGGAGCUAACGGAUCUGCUGGAAAAUCGACAAAUUCUGAAGGUCGGCGUUGAGGUACUUCGAGAUUGCGAGCGUUUGACAUUGGCAAACUGCCCCUGCAUUCCACCUAAUGUUGACUAUAAGGGAUGUCUAGACUUGAAAUAUCUUGUCGAAGACAUGAAAGGCCAGCAGCAGAAAUUUAAGAAGAGUACUCUUUCUCUAGAAGACCUGGCAGCGCAUGCCGAAGUUCCCUUUCAAAAGGACAAAUCCCAAACGUGCAGCGACUGGGAGUUGGACCGUCUGGAUCCUGAUCAACAGAUGUAUGCUGCCCAGGACGCCGUUAUUGGUGCCAAGAUAUUCUCCAAACGUCAUGGAAAGGUCAACAUAGAUAAUGCCAUCGACCAAAAAUAUUCCAGUAAAACUCAAUCGCGGAGGGAUGCUUCUCCUGCAUGCGAUGAUGAUGAAGAGUGCGACGGAUGUGGCAUCUUGAAGGCAGUCAAGACACUGAAGACUCCAAAGCUUGUUCCAGUUAAAUACGAAAAGCUGCUGCCAGGUCCGCUGAAAAACUGGGAUACGUCCAUGCUCUUCUGCGGGAACUGUCAGAAGACGUGGUUUGAACGACAGCGUGAGACACAGCAGUCCCUUGACGUAGCGCAGUGGAAUAGAGGAAAGCAUGCCAUGGCCGUUGUGGCGUCCUAUGAAGAUAAGGGGUUGGUGAAGCUCGUUCGGCUAUUUGUUGACAAGUUUCACCAUACUGUUAAUCAGGAGCUGCGAGGCAACCAUAUCAGGCCGCUUCCCAAUACUUGGCUGGAAGACGUCUACCAGAAACACCUACCCAACAUCUAUAAACACGUGUCCUCAUUGAGUGAGGACGAGCGCGAGGAUGUUCGGCGGAGGAUUUUUGGACCCCUCCAGCUUGUCGACCUGGCUGAGAUGGACAGUAUGACGACCCGUGGCUAGCAGCGUCGCGUGUCGCAACCAUCAUCAGUAACGCGCACGCUGAUGCUGUCUAGCCAUUAUCAUAUCUCGGCUACAGUGCUGCGCACAAGCCCAUGCUAAUCUAGAUCAGGGCUAUAGUACCAGAGUUGAGGUAUCUAUAUAGUUGUGUCGUCAUCUACUUGUCGAUGGUCCAGGUCCUUCUAUUUCGCCUAUUUUAUACCAUCGCCCAUACUAAGCGACAUCAGGGCUAAAUCAGCAUCCCAGUAAAGGCGCUGCACGUUAUUAUUUAGCCAGGCCCAUGUUAAUCGAAAUCAGGGCUGGCAUAUCGGCACCAUUAGAAAGUCGUCACCGCAAAUGUCAUCAAUUAUACGCCUCUGGUGUAUGGAUAAUGCCCAUGUUAUUUAAUAUCCGGGCUAGUUAACCAACUGAUACGUCGCCAUAAAUGACAUCGCGACGUCGAAUGUGAAAAAAACCGAUCAACCAAACGGGGCUUAUUGCACGUCGCCGCACUAUAGUGUCGCUUGUCGCCGACAGUGACGCUGGCGGAUCAACUGCCUAUUGCCCCGGUUCAAAGCACACACGUGUCAUCUGCGUAGCGUAUUUUAUCGGGAACUCGAUUAUUAGUCUACUAUGGAUUCUUCCUGAUUUCUACAGGUCAGCUGUCAGGCAUUUAAGAGUAAGUCUGCGUAUGCGCUGUGACUUGUCGUUAAAAACCGUGAAACCCGAUAUUGACUCCAUUUAAUCGUGUUGUUAUUGAUUCAAUAGACCGUCGUUCACCAUGAUGUUGAUCUGUCCGUUUCAAUAGAUCGGUGUCCGUUUUAGGUCGCAGUGUGCACUGUUCACUGUUCGACUGUUGAAACUAGUAGGUACUAUCGCAUCGUGUCGUGUCGGCCCCGCCGCGGUUCAGCCCGCCCCGGUCCGCCCCAACUCCGACCCGUCGAGGGGGCUGCUGCGCGAGCCGCGGGGGCGGACCGGGGCGGCAAAGUGUAACCAGCAAAUGAUUUAUGGCGGGGAGGGGGCGAGUAGAGAAGUGCUGUAUGCAUUUCACGUGUAGCAACGUCUUGCUGUCGUCGCUAAUACAUUUUGUCUGUAUCGUUACAA
Molecule: messenger RNA, 2423 nt
Organism: Amphibalanus amphitrite
Lineage: Eukaryota; Metazoa; Arthropoda; Thecostraca; Balanomorpha; Balanidae
Exons: 8
Coding region: 78-1343 (421 amino acids)
Biological process (GO): nucleobase-containing compound metabolic process
Cellular component (GO): nucleus; cytoplasm
Molecular function (GO): nucleic acid binding; 3'-5' exonuclease activity
Source: RefSeq, a predicted model, not a curated record